AUGACUAGCCCAACCACAGGUGCCAGCAAUUCCACAAUAGAUGCCGAUGCAUAUGGUAUAUUUGGUAGAUUUCGCAAACUGCCAGAGUUUGCAAGUAUUCAAGACGAGGAAUUGUUGGAUGUCGUGUCAUCUCCUCAGCCUAAAGCUGAGAGAGCAAGGCAACGAAUUAUAGCUCGACUAUUCACAAAACUAGAUGUCGAUUCACCGCAGCAGCUACUGGAUACACGCAAGAAUGAACGUAGGUUGGAAGUUAAAGGCAAUCUACCUGAAGGCGAGAAGAGAAACCGUGAACUAGUCUUCAAUGGUGUCUUUGCCAAAAUCGUUGAUCGAGAGCUUCAAAAACAACAAUAUGGACGGAGGAGAUCAGCAUCAGAUCUAGUCAAUUCUAAAGUGGAUUUUUUGGAGACAAUGUCAUUCUUGCUCAGUAAGAUUAGUGGUGACGCGCCUCGCACCAAUACUGCGACAACAAAGACUUUGACUAGAUCUGCUAGUACACCUAUUCAACGGCCUGCAGAAGAAACUUCAGUAAAGCCAAAUGUGCCAUCAUCAGCCGGGUCUACUCGAGCUUCUGUUGUCCCAUCGCCAUCAUCGUCAAAACCACCAUCUCGUAAACCCUCAGCAACGAAGGUCGACUUGCCAGCCACAGCCGCAAAACCACCAACGACACCUGUAGCCACUGUAAAACGAACGCCAUCCGUUACCGCUAUACCAACAGCCACAAGUCCUACUCGAAAAGAAGAUUUGGAUGCCAAAGUCAAGAUGUUAGAGCAAGAGUUGUUGGACUUACGGCACUCUCACGACACACUGAACGCCUCAUACACAUCACUACGCAGCUUGUACGAUACAGCAGUAAACACAGAUGCCACAACCCCACAAACGCUAGAUCAUCGUAGAUCCAUGCUUCUCAAAUCCCAAAUAGCACAGCUACAACGACAAGUAGUGUCAUAUCGAGACUCUGUGCUUGGAAGAGAUACAUUCAUGGCGGAUGCUGGUCAAGAACUACGACACGUCAAGGAUACUUUAAAAUCGAUACUCAAUGAACCUGAUCAUCCAGCUUCAAAAACUAAAUCAGCAAGCAACAUUAAUAACAGUAGUAACGAUUCACGUCAGCAGCUACUGAAGGGUGCUAUACAAGCACUAGAUACAUUGCAAAAGCAGACCGGUCGACAAGUUAAAGAUCGGCUAGACUUGCAACAGCCUGCACCGGCAGCUCUGGAAUUCAUGUCAGAGUUCAUACAUCCUGAUAGGAGAAGGGAUGUAAAGCCUGUGUCCUUGCUAGAUGCUUGUUCUGGUCAAAUUUCACAUAUUAAUCUACGGCAUGUUGGCCGCCUUGAAUCUCAGCUACAUCGUCUUUUUCAUGAUUUGAAGAGUAUCGAGAUAAGUCUCUCCACAUCCUUUGCACCCAAUGUAGCUCCAAGUCUCAAGGAACAUGUACAAACUACUCUGGAAGGAACAGAAAAAAGUCUGAUAUCGGCCAUGAACUCUCUUUUAAGUGUUUCUGUGUUGAUACCCAUGGCUCCGUUGCCAGCGAUAGAUCAAGUGGUCAGAACAGGAUUCCCUACCAUCCCUACCAUCGAUGAAACGAUGGCUAAGCUGCCUACUUUGAAUGCAAAUCAGUCGGCAAGAGUCAAUGAAGUCAUGACAUCACUCUUGACUGCUGUAGAAUCAUACAAGAGAUUGCACGAUGAGGAGAAGGUUGCGAUGGAAUCUGAGUUGCAGUAUCAUCGUAGUGUUUAUGACAGCUAUACUACAGGUGUUGGUCAAGCAGUUAGUAAGCUCGAUAGCAGCAAACAGGAUUUGAUCAAAGAAAUGAAGGAGGUUCUGAUACCCAUAACAAGGCUACAAACUCACAUGGUUUCAUUGCUUGAUGGGUUUACAAAGGAAGCUAUAGUGUCGUUUCUUGAAGAUGCUGAAAAGGGCUUAUCUGAAGUGACUAGUAAAGUCAAGGCCAUGACGAACGAGUUUGGAAUCUGA
Messenger RNA from Synchytrium microbalum, 1974 nucleotides. RefSeq lists its product as uncharacterized. The record is from RefSeq and is a predicted model, not a curated record. The transcript has 12 exons. NCBI's taxonomy places the organism in Eukaryota, Fungi, Chytridiomycota, Chytridiomycetes, Synchytriales, Synchytriaceae. Bases 1 to 1974 code for a protein of 657 amino acids.